GUUUUCUUUCAAUUAUUUAAGUACUAAGUGAAAACACAAUUGAUUUUGUCCAGCGGUGUAUAUAAAACCACGGAUUUGUGUUAAUAUAAAAUUAAUCAUUGAUUUUUUCAAAAAUCGUUUAAAUGGCAUGUGCAUGAACAGCUAGAAUUUAAUUAUUAUAAAAUAUCCUUUGUAUAUUUUUGUACUGCUACAUAUUUUUUGGUUGGCACUGCUUUGUUAAAUCUUUUAAAAAGAAAUUGCGCGCUCUAAGCAUUCAUUAUCGAUAUUGGAAUCGAAUCGAAUAAUCCGCCAGUUUUGAGCACUGAAAGUGUUCAACCAAAAAAAUGCCUUGCUAUUUUCAGCACUAAGCCUUGUUUAAAUUAAAAGGUUUCGAAAAAUAAAACAAAAACCUCUUAAAUUCAAUUAAAAAUUUUGAAUAAAUUGAAAAAGAUUGUGGAAUUACUUGUUAUUAUUACCUAAAUUUAAUUAAAAGACUUUUGAAGUGCAAAAAAAAUGCUUGAACUUGUUGUUUAGGUUAAUAGCAUGAACUUGAGGUUGCCUGGCAACCUAUAAAUUUGUACAAAUGGAAUCAAAGCCACAACUGAGGUAAGUUUUGAAGAAAAAUGUUCAAGUCGCUGGCUCCGAUUGAGGGAAACCAGCAGCCACAGCUGCAACUGCUCUGGGAGGACAAGGAUGUCAAGUUCGAUGUGCCACAAUUGCACAAAAACCUACGCAGCGGAGAACGAGUGCUGGAUUACAUUUACCACAUCGAAGACAGUAAGGGAAAUCCGGGGGACACGGGUCGUCUGAUGGUCACCAAUCUGCGGAUCAUUUGGCAUUCGCUGGUCCACAAGAAGUAUAAUCUGUCCAUCGGAUAUGCCCGGAUAUGCAACACCAACACUCGAAUUGUUCAGGCCAAGGCCAGGAUAGCUAGCCAAGCACUCUACAUCCUGGCCAUUUGUAACGAGACCCGCUUCGAGUUCCUAUUCACCGAUGUGUCCGGUGAGACUUCACGCCGGGAUCAGCCCAUCUUCGCCAGCGUCUUUGAUGUCUAUCAUUUGUAUCAACGUACUUAUCUCUAUCGCGACCUGAAGCUGCGCGGAGCCAUCGUUCAGUCGGGUCAACUGGUUAUCCUGCCAGAUGAACAGGUCUACAGCCAGGUGCCGGGAGUCUGGAACUUGUCCAGCGACCAGGGCAACCUCGGCAGCUUUGUGGUGUCCAACAUUCGACUGGUGUGGUUUGCCGAUGCCAACGAGACUUUCAACAUCAGUUUGCCCUAUCUACAAAUCGAAAGUCUUCGCGUCCGUGAGUCCAAAUACGGGCCAGCCUUGGUCAUCCAAACGGCGGAGACGGGAGGUGGAUAUGUGCUCGGCUUUCGCGUCGAUCCCGCCGAGCGUCUGAACGAGCUGUUCAAGGAGCUCUGCUCGCUGCACACAAUCUUUGGCGAGCAGCCGAACUUCGGUAUCCAAUACAAUGCCCAGGAUGCGCGGCAGCGACUGGCGGAGGCCGCCGAGGAGGCCGCCCAGGCCUCCCAGUUCAAGGUCGACAACUUUGAGGAGCUGGACGAGCGGCAGGAGCGCGAGAUCAACACCAAACUGAACAGCUACCUUGCCGAAGGCUGUUUGGGCAAGAUGGCAAGUGGAUCCAGUUCUGGGCAGGAAGAGCGGCUUCCGGUUUACUGCAAGGAGUUGGGUUUCGCCAUGGAGCAAAUAAGGGAUGGGUACAAGUUACAGGACCUGUGGAACGUCAUGCCCACCAAAAUGGAAACGAUGGAAUGAAUUAGAGGAAGAAACUGAAGCUGUUAAAAAUCUACAAAUAAAAAAAAUAUGUAGAGGUGUUUUUAAUAGUUCAUUUGACUAAACAAACUCUUU
Molecule: messenger RNA, 1850 nt
Organism: Drosophila elegans
Lineage: Eukaryota; Metazoa; Arthropoda; Insecta; Diptera; Drosophilidae
Gene: BBS5
Product: Bardet-Biedl syndrome 5 protein homolog
Exons: 5
Coding region: 603-1757 (384 amino acids)
Biological process (GO): cilium assembly; intracellular transport
Cellular component (GO): BBSome; ciliary basal body
Molecular function (GO): phosphatidylinositol-3-phosphate binding
Source: RefSeq, a predicted model, not a curated record